Messenger RNA from Mycetomoellerius zeteki, 1135 nucleotides. RefSeq names its product leucine-rich repeat extensin-like protein 5. The coding region runs from base 185 to 892 and encodes 235 amino acids. The record is from RefSeq and is a predicted model, not a curated record. The transcript has 4 exons. Gene Ontology annotation, cellular component: extracellular matrix. Lineage: Eukaryota; Metazoa; Arthropoda; Insecta; Hymenoptera; Formicidae.
AGUUACGUACCGACUUUAUUCACAGUCGUGCCGGAGAGUGCAUCGACGAAAUAACAGCACAACACAUAUACACGCAUCCCUGCGCGUUGAUUCGUCUAAAGGGUUCUUUCGUUGUUGUUUCCGCUAACGAGUACGCGAGUUAGCAUUGUUCCAGCACGAUCGACUUGUAUUACUCGGCCAAAAGAUGUAUUAUCUGCAGCUGAUCGUGCUCUGCGUGACGGUAGCCAGCGUUAUUGGUGAUCUGCCACCAGGCACACGGCGCAAUACUUACUUGCCGCCAGAGCCGACGAAAGGUUACGCGUACAGUAAGCCGCCGAUACCAUUUCCGAAACCCACGCCGACGGUGUCGUUUCCUACUUCAGGCUUUCCUGGACCCAGACCGACGCCGUCCUUCCCUACAUCUAGGCCAACGCCGCCCUUCACCGGAACCAGGCCAACCUUCCCCGGAACCAGGCCAACCUUCCCCAGACCGACACCUACCUACCUACAACCUACCAGAACUUCAGGAACUUUACCGCCGUCACCGAGCACAGGAUAUCCUAGAAUAGUACCCACACCUCCUUUCCCAGACUAUGUCCCAGACAGCAAUAAUAGAGGCAUUAGUGAUAGAAGACCUCCCGGCGGUGGUCCUGACCAUGAUCAUCAUCAUCACGAACCUGGCAUGCCCUUUGAUUUCAACUACGCUGUGAAAGAGGACGCUUUCGGCAACGAUUAUUCACACAAUGCCAUUAGCGACGGCGAAGUCGUCCGUGGUGAAUAUAAGGUACAACUUCCGGACGGUAGAACGCAACUUGUGCGAUACACCGCGGAUUGGCAACACGGUUUUAGCGCACAGGUUUCUUAUGAUGGAAAUCCUCGCUUCGACGGUGGAAAUUUCAAUCGAGGCUAUUAGCUUUAGCGUCGGGUUCUAGGGUUGUUCAAUUUCUGUUAAAUCAAAAAGACUACAGAACACAAUGUCGCAUAUACUGCAUGUAACAAUAUUUUUAAAGAUAUUGAAGAUUAGCAAGAAUGUAUCAUGAAAGUAUGAUAAUUACGUAGAAGACAAAUGUUCGCUAUAUAUUUCUUAAUACGAUACCAAUAAUAACGUAUUCAGCGUUUUAAAAUUGACGAAAAAUUCACACAUAACAUCCUUCGU